GGAACAUUAAAGCUCAUCUCAUUCCAAAGCCAAGUCAACCUUGGUCUAGCCAAGGUUGCUUCAAGCCCCAUUAAUCUAACAACAAAAUAGGAGGGAUGCAUUUACUUUUGCAGAGCCUGUUACUUACCUUUUGCCCCCCACCCCUCCCUUCUUCCCAUUUCUUUUCUAAAAGUCCCUUUUAAAGGUAUGUAUGCCAAACCACGUAAAGCAUGCCCACAAUGCAGGAAGUGAAUGUCCUGGCUGCAGAUCAGCUGCAAGGGGUAUUUUAAUCUCCACAUUCACUGGCUCUCUGUCAUGGACUAGAACUUCAUUCAGGAAUCAGCUUCAGUCUCUGAGCACUCACUGUUAUCAUCCACAAUCCAAUAAUUCUGUAUUUAAUACCAGACCCUUUAUCAGCCCCACAAUUACCAUAAGGAUAAACAGGAAAUUAAACACAUUGACUCUUCUCCAGUGUGAUAGCUGCUGGGCACAUUGCACAACAUUUCCAAGGACUUUAAAGUGAGCAACACCUGAGAGAUCUCUUGCAACUGGGACUGCUCCAGGCCUUGCUGUUACCUGAAAAAGCCAACUCACAGAUCGGUGUGAAGACACAUCACCUCUGGAUACAUGAAAUGGCAUUUUUUUAUCUAGUGCCAGUGAUACUGCUGGUGGUUUUUGUUGCUUCAUUCACAUCAGCAAUCAUAAGAACAAUUCAAACUGAGUUUGCCAAUUGGAGCAUCCCUCCUGGAGUGAGCAAUCCCGGAAAACUUCGACUUAUUGUUUUUGCUUUGAUUGUUACAUCUACUCUGGGCAGGAUUUUUGAGAAGAUGGAGCUGUGCAGCAGCCUGGCCAUCAAGCGCCUGGUGUUCUCCGGGCGGAGGCCGGACCCGGCCCCGGGGGUGCAGCAGGAGGAGGCGCGGCUCGGGGGGGUGCCCGUGCGGCUGUACCGGCCCCUCGGGCCCUCCGCGCGGCCGCGGCCCGCCGUGCUGUUGUUCCACGGCGGCGGCUGGAUCUUCUGCAGCCUCGAUUCCCACGAGAGGAUCUGCCAGUACAUUGCCAAGGAAAGCGGCUCGCUGGUGGUGUCUGUGGGGUACCGUUUGGCCCCUGAGCACAAGUACCCCGCUGCCUACGAGGACUGUCUGAACGCCAGCCAGCACUUCCUGCAGCACCUGCAGCACUACGGCGUGGAUCCUGCCCGGGUCACUGUCUGCGGGGACAGUGCUGGGGGCAACCUGGCAGCUGCUGUGAGCCAGACCCUGGCAGGCAGGUCAGACCUCCCCAGACUGCGUGCUCAGAUCCUCAUCUACCCAGGCCUUCAGGCCCUGGACUUCAAUUUACCGUCCUACCAACAGAACCGGGGAGUCCCGCUGCUCUUCCGGGAACGUGCCGUUUACUAUUCUUUGCAGUAUGUACAAGGGAACACAUCAGAUCUAGAAGAGGUCUUGGCGGGCUCUCAUAUUCCUCCAGACAUGAGGCUGAAGUAUAGGAAGUGGGUGAGUCCAGACAACAUCCCUGAGGAAUUUAAGGUCAGAGGCUACAAACCACACAAGCCCUGUGAAUUCAAGCCUGAAGUUUUUGAGAAAGUGAAAAGACUCCGUGAGCCCACGCUAUGCCCACUGCUGGCUGAAGACACAAUCAUCCAGCAGCUGCCAGAAUCUUUCAUCCUGACCUGCGAGUACGACGUGCUGCGGGACGAUGGCUUGUUGUACAAGAAGAGGCUGGAGGACAACGGGGUUCGAGUGACCUGGUACCACCUUGAGGAUGGAUUCCAUGGGAUCAUAAACCUGUUUGAUUAUUGUGGUUUGUCAUUUCCGUCUGGGAAAAAGGGAUUGGACAGGGUUGUUGAAUUUAUAAAGGGCCUGUAAAAAGAACUUUCCUUCAUUAUGCUUCUCCCACUAAUGACUGCUUAGGCUCUCACACUUCAGGUAGUGCUGCUCUGCAAGAAUGUGACACCUUUUGAUGUGUAAAUGACUAUUUCUAAGAUCCAUGAACUUCAAAUUAACACAGAUCUUUUCCUUGUGAGACUUCUGACGCUUCAAUCUUUUGAGAGUACAAUUUUUCUAUGUGCUGUGUUUUUUUUCAAAUUGGCAUCUGAUUAAUUCCUUGUCUUCAAUUACUAAAUUAUUUACUUCUAUACAAAUAAUCUAUGUGGAAUGAUUUGGAUUAAAUGCUGCUCACUACAGCCA
Molecule: messenger RNA, 2165 nt
Organism: Serinus canaria (Common canary)
Lineage: Eukaryota; Metazoa; Chordata; Aves; Passeriformes; Fringillidae
Product: arylacetamide deacetylase-like 4
Exons: 4
Coding region: 612-1844 (410 amino acids)
Cellular component (GO): membrane
Molecular function (GO): carboxylic ester hydrolase activity
Source: RefSeq, a predicted model, not a curated record